AUGAAGUGGCCCAUUGUAUUCGAGCGCGACACAACACCACGGUACACCCCCGUGCGGCAGGCAAGCACAGACAACAACAGCCUGCUCCAGGCAAUGGCGGCGCACUCGGCGUCUCAAGCACCACGGAGCGACAAGUACGCUCCUGCUGCGCGGUACGCGACCGCCUCGUCCGACGACGAAAGCUCGGGCAGCAGUGGCUCCGACAUGGACCUCGAGGCUGCACGCCCAAUAUUCAAGUAUGUCGGCUCGCCAUCGACACGCCGACUGCGCCCCUUCAUGGGCAUGCGGACAACACGCACAGUGGCUCUCUGUAUCGCAGGUCUCGUGUCCGUCCUCAUCACCUAUCACCUCAUCCUCCCCACGGACCUUGCCACAAGGAUCAUCCGUCCCAUCGAGACGCCACAGGACAUCCCCAAGUGGUCCUACGACGACGACGACGACGACGCCUACUCGUACUAUGGCAACACGACGGGGCCCGAGUCUGAAGGCUACGCCAUUGCGAGCGACCAGACCCACCUUCUCGUGCCCGUCAAGCGACUAACCGCGCCACCACCACGCCUCCUUCUGCCCAUGGACUCGCGUCCAAGGCUCGACCUCCUUUCCCACUUUUACGUCACUGGUCAGCUGCCAGUCGGCGGGCGUUCACACACCCAAGCUCCCAUCGACCUCGUGUACAUGUAUGUCAACGCAACGUCACCAUACUUUGGCCCUGCCAAGGACUCCAAGGUCAACGAGGAGAACAUCCAGUCGCUCAAGGGCAAGUUCCGCCACUGGAGAGACAACGGCGAGCUUCGCGGCGCGGUUCGAUCUGGUGCCAUGGCGCUCGGCAAGUAUGUCGGUGCAGUGCACCUCGUGUCGGCGGCGUACGACCUUCCAGAGGGCGCCGAGGUGCCGCCAGAAGCCGAGGCUCUCGUCGCCAACGGCACUGUGGCAUCCGGGACCCACUGGCGGAUGGGCCAGAUUCCAGAGUGGCUCAACACCGAAGACAAGGGCAACCUCCGCAACCACUUCCACCCCGACCUCUUCCGUCUCCCCCGCGACAACGACGGCAAGACGCCGCCAAGUAUUUCCAAGCUCGACGAGGAGGACUGGCAGCGCAAGUCGCUCCCGACGUUCAACAGCUUCUCGAUCGAGAACCGCGUCGGCAUGAUCCCUGGCCUCGCCGACACCUAUAUCAUGUCCAACGACGACAUGUUCAGCCUCCAGAUCAUGGCCCCCACCGACUUCCACCACCCUCUCCUCGGCCCCGUUCACCGUCUCGACCCGGGCAUGACGGUCGAGCCAAAGCUCACGCCGACGCUCUUGUCGAGCUCGGGCGAGUGGGGCGGCCUGCAGCACGCGGCGUACCUCAUCUCUCAGCGGUUCACGACACGCCAGCGCAUGUACGAGCACCACAUGCCCAAGGCCAUGUCGCGCAGCUUGACACACGAGGCGACCAUCAUGUUCGCCGAGCCGCUCGCCGAGGCGACGACGCGUACGUUCCGCGAGAGCACGCGCGGCGUUGGCGACAUUGAAAUGUCGUGGCUUGUCACUCAGCUCCAGAUUGAGCGUUGGCGCGAGGCCCUCCUGUGGAGCUUUAUUGUCGCCCGUGUCGGCGGCCCCGAGGGCAAGUGGGGCGCCAGCGCCCGUGACGAGCUGCGCCGCGUCCUUGGCGUCGACAAGGGCGAUGAGGGUGACGUUGUUGUCGUCAAGAGCGGCCGCCGUGAGACGAUUGUCGACGUGCCGUAUCUCGACCGCCACGGCGGCUGGGAGGACCCCAAGAACAGUUUCUACAAGUGGUCUUCCUUCGACGGUCACCUGCCCUCCGACCCCGAGGUGGAGAAGGAGCGUACCUGCUACUUCUCCAUCAUGCAGUGCCUGCCACGCAAUUUCUUCGACCACUCGACCGAGUUUGAGGCGCACGAGAUCUUCACGUCCUUGGCGUUUGAGAAGCCAGCGUGUGGCGACUGCCUGAUCACCGCGCUCGUCACCGCCUCUGGCAUACGUGGCCUGUCUGCGUUCCUGCCCGACGAGGAGGCAGUCUUCCAUCCAACCAAGAAGGCGCCCGAGGGAAUGUGGCAUCGCCCCGAGCCGAUCCUCCCCCUCACGCCGAAUUGGCGCGACGCCGACUUCUCGAUGGCUGCGAAUGUGCGCCGCGGACAGGACGUGUGGGAGGGCGCACCGGCACGCGCCGACGCCGGCGUCAACCUGCGCAACUGGGUUGUCAAGCUGCUCUCGCGCUACGCUUACGUUUAUGGCACGUCACAUGUCAAGUUUGCCAUGGUGCACACUGUGCUGCACUUGCACAAGGCGUUGAAGGAGAUUGACGCGGACCCCGAGAUCUCGAUGCUGUGUAUCAAUGACGACCAGCCAGACUAUGCGCGCGAGGUCGUGCGCCUGAGCCUCAGCAAGUGGAUGGAGGACGAGUUUGGCGGGGAGAACAAGUACGUGCGAUGGGAGAGGCCUAACUGGCCUUGGGUGUUACCGGCGCCAUCGGAGGUACCGGCAUAGUAGAGGUAGAGAAGAACGAGCGUUAGCAUCUCGCUCGCAUCAUUGUACCAGUACCAUGUACAACACUGCAU
Molecule: messenger RNA, 2561 nt
Organism: Vanrija pseudolonga
Lineage: Eukaryota; Fungi; Basidiomycota; Tremellomycetes; Trichosporonales; Trichosporonaceae
Product: 3-O-alpha-D-mannopyranosyl-alpha-D-mannopyranose xylosylphosphotransferase
Exons: 3
Coding region: 1-2490 (829 amino acids)
Biological process (GO): N-glycan processing to lysosome; carbohydrate phosphorylation
Cellular component (GO): Golgi apparatus
Molecular function (GO): UDP-N-acetylglucosamine-lysosomal-enzyme N-acetylglucosaminephosphotransferase activity
Source: RefSeq, a predicted model, not a curated record